AGUUGACAGUGUCCACAGUCGUGGAGGAGUGCGGCGGCUAAGCUAACUGCUACCAUCGCAUCUAGCUACAUGUGGAGGGUAAAACGGGAGGCAUCCCUGACCCUAUCUCUGUCAAAUUUUCCCCUUUUUACCUGAAACAACGGUGAAGUUCGGCCUCGUCAAAAAUAAGGAAUAAUAUCUGUUUACAAUGAAAGGUAGCCGGAUCGAGCUGGGGGACGUUACGCCCCACAACAUUAAGCAGCUAAAACGUCUGAACCAGGUCAUCUUCCCUGUGAGCUACAAUGACAAGUUUUACAAAGAUGUACUGGAAGUUGGAGAACUUGCAAAGCUUGCAUACUUCAACGAUAUUGCAGUGGGUGCUGUGUGCUGCAGAGUGGACCACUCUCAGAACCAGAAGAGACUGUACAUCAUGACACUUGGCUGUCUAGCACCCUACCGUAGACUUGGAAUUGGUACAAAGAUGCUGAAUCAUGUGCUAAACAUCUGUGAGAAGGAUGGCACUUUUGACAACAUUUACCUUCAUGUGCAGAUCAGCAAUGAGUCAGCCAUUGACUUUUAUCAGAAGUUUGGAUUUGAGAUCAUCGAAACAAAAAAGAAUUACUACAAGAGGAUAGAGCCUGCAGAUGCCCAUGUGUUGCAGAAGAGCCUGCGCAGCCCGUGUGCACCCCCCACCGGAGAGCUCCAGAAGGGAGAGUAGGGGCACAUCAAUGGAAAGAGCACAGAUGUGCUCACCUACACAGAAACAGAACUGUGACAAUUGCCCCAGGGUCGACAGAUUCAACACUUUCUUCAAAGGACGCUAAAAAGAGAAAACAAAUUUAAAGUACAAAACUUGCUGCAUUUAUUUUGCAAAGGGUUCCCCUUUGAUUUUUGCAUAUUUUAUUGCUCCCCUUUCCUCAUACCGAUAAUUGAAAGUGACAAAAAAAAGUUCAGUAGCCAAAAGUGUUCCUAUUGACAACGUUGCCAACUUCAGACAGUUUUAGACUUGGUGGAGGGGGAGGGUGUGGUAUUUUCAAAUCAUACUGUUUGUGUUUGAGUUGUUUUUAUGCGGUUAUUAAAGCUAAGGGGACAUAUCUAUACUGUUCAGCAAAUAAAAAACAGUUUGUUUGAAGCGGUUAAGUGUUUGAAAGACCAUCACUGACACACAAAAUCCUAGCUGGUGCUCCUAGCAUUUUGGAGCGAUGCUUUUGAGUUGUUUUGUGGAAACGUCACAACUCUCUUCCUCACCACCUGAACCGUGGGAUUCAUGGGAAAUCACUUUGACCAGUUUUGUUGAUAUGUCCAUAGGGGAAAAAGCAAAGAAAUGCAUCCCCAUGUUUCGGGUGCAAGGAAGGCUGAACUGUUUGGGGUGGUGGUAAGAUGUGACCACCACUCAUAAUUUCUGAAAACUAUUUUCCAGCCUAUUCAUUUUAUUUAAUUCCCCUUCAGCUGUUUCUGUUAUUUUUUUUUAUUUUUUACAUUGAGAAGGCAAAAGGUUCAGAGGUUCUUCUGGGUUGACUACCAAAAGGGAAAAUAUUGAGGAGUGAGAGAAUAAAAAUAUUGCAUUGAAUGUGUACAAUGUUGUGAGGAAUGUCCAAAUAACAAUAGAUUGGCAGUUUUGAAUUUAAUUUGGGCAUUAUUUUCAGUGGUGCAACAAAGGUGUUAGGAUCCGUGUCUUGCGACACAUUGAACGGUUUUGAGACAUCUUGCCUUUGGCACCUUAUGUAGCCACCUUACAGAAAUGGUCUUCUCAUACUUCUGCCUCAGUCAGCCUGUGGUGUUUAAUUUGGUUUCGAGGCUGAUAGUUUUAGUUUGGCCAUUCAAACAAUGUAUCACCCAGAGGUAGCUCUGUUCCCUCUGCAUGCAAGGAGAAUUGUUUUCUCCACUGUAGUAUAAGCAUGUUUUUCCUUUCUUUGAAGAAUUUUAUCUUUUCUGGAGCUCUAUAUUGUAAGACUUUUUAACAUCUAAAUAAAGGAAUUACUAUUUGCA
Molecule: messenger RNA, 1968 nt
Organism: Solea solea (common sole)
Lineage: Eukaryota; Metazoa; Chordata; Actinopteri; Pleuronectiformes; Soleidae
Gene: naa50
Product: N-alpha-acetyltransferase 50, NatE catalytic subunit
Exons: 5
Coding region: 188-697 (169 amino acids)
Biological process (GO): mitotic sister chromatid cohesion
Cellular component (GO): NatA complex
Molecular function (GO): acyltransferase activity, transferring groups other than amino-acyl groups
Source: RefSeq, a predicted model, not a curated record